This is a messenger RNA of Planococcus citri (citrus mealybug), 2207 nucleotides long. RefSeq names its product ATP-binding cassette sub-family B member 10, mitochondrial-like. NCBI's taxonomy places the organism in Eukaryota, Metazoa, Arthropoda, Insecta, Hemiptera, Pseudococcidae. The record is from RefSeq and is a predicted model, not a curated record. The coding region runs from base 186 to 2156 and encodes 656 amino acids. Gene Ontology annotation, molecular function: ATP hydrolysis activity; ABC-type oligopeptide transporter activity; ATP binding. Gene Ontology annotation, cellular component: mitochondrial inner membrane. The transcript has 9 exons. Gene Ontology annotation, biological process: oligopeptide export from mitochondrion.
UUUUCACCAAAUUAAUUAUGAAUUUUUGAUCAAACUUUGACUUCAGUAUUUCAACUUGUAAUUAAUAAAUUGACCAUGAAAUAUGUUUUAAAAUCUUUAAAUUUUCACAUAGACGUUGAAAUUUUCCAAUCGUAACCUUUCCUGUGCAAUUUGUUCGUUUAAAGAUGAUGUAAAAAAAUUCAAAAAUGUGGUAUCUUUUACGUCGACCUUUAAUUGCCUAUAAAAAACCGGUAAAUUACUUAUGCAAGCAAUGUUCGCGAAAUAUAUUCCGUCAGAAUAAUAACAAUAAAUUCUAUUUUUUGUACAAACAAAAACUUCGAACAGAUGCUUAUUUUUACAUCAUUAAAAGAGAUGCGGCUACCUCAGCUGCAAAAAGUGCUUUGCCUAAAGGUGGGAAGAAAUUCGAUAAAUCUGAAGUCAAACGAUUGAUUUCGUUGAUGAAGCCAGAAAAAUGGAAAUUGACAGGAGCAAUUGGUCUAUUAUUUAUUUCGAGUACGGUAACGAUGGCAGUUCCGUUCGCUUUGGGUAAAGUUAUCGAUGUGAUUUACACCAAAGAUUCGGCUAAAAUGCGAGAAAACUUGAACAAAUUGUGUCUAACAUUAACCGGCGUAUUCUUAUUAGGAGCUGCGUGUAAUUUUGGCAGAGUUUACUUGAUGAAUUUAUCAGGUCAACGUAUUACUAAAAAUUUACGAGAAAAAGUUUUCAAGUCGAUUAUUUCUCAAGAGACUGCGUUCUUCGAUCGUCAUCGAACGGGUGAAUUAAUCAAUAGACUAUCUGCAGAUACGUCUCUAGUUAGUCAAUCAGUUACCAUGAAUAUUUCUGACGGUCUUCGAUCUACUAUAAUGGUCGUUGCUGGCGUGUCGAUGAUGUUUUACAUGUCACCUCAACUAGCCAUAGUCGGCCUAACAGUAGUGCCUCCUGUUGCUGGACUUGCUGUGGUGUAUGGAAAAUUCGUUCGUAACAUAACAAAAUCAGUACAAGAUACUCUAGCUGACGCUAAUAACGUCGCCGAAGAACGUAUUAGUAAUAUUCGUACGGUCAAAUCAUUCAGUCGAGAAACGGCCGAAAUCGCUCGUUACCGAGAUAAAAUGGAAACCGUAUUUCAGCUCGCCAAACGAGAAGCGUUAGCCAAAGGAAUAUUCUAUGGAAUGACAGGUUUCAGUGGUAACGCAAUAAUCCUCAGUGUUUUAUAUUACGGAGGCAUCAUGGUGUCCGAAAGCAACAUAACCGUUGGCAAUUUAUCGUCAUUUUUGUUAUAUGCGGCUUACAUCGGUGUAUCGUUAGGAGGUUUAUCUAAUUUUUACUCCGAAAUGAAUCGUGGACUCGGAGCGUCUUCGAGAUUAUGGGAAUUGAUGGAUCGAGUCCCUCAGAUUCCUGUCACCGGAGGUCUAAUUCCUUCGACUGAAGUCAAGGGUGAAAUAACAUUCAAAGAUGUGAUAUUUUCGUAUCCAUCGCGAGAUCAGCAUCGUAUUUUAAAUGGUCUAAACUUAGUACUGAAUAGUGGUAAAGUUACUGCGGUUGUUGGGUCUAGUGGUAGUGGUAAAAGUACUUUAGCAGCGUUACUGCUGAGAUUAUACGAUCCUCAAGGAGGGCAAGUUAUGUUAGAUGGGAAAUCAGUACAGGAAUAUGAUCCAGUAUGGCUUCGAGGCAAUAUCGGUACGGUUAGUCAGGAGCCGGUUCUAUUUUCCGGUACAAUUCGUGAAAACAUAAUUUACGGUCAUCAUAGUCCAGAUUCAGUCACACUGGAUGAAAUAAUCGCCGUUGCUAAAGAAUCAAAUUCUUUGAAUUUUAUCGAAACGUUUCCAGAUAAAUUCGAUACUAAAGUUGGCGAAAAAGGAAUUAUGUUAUCAGGUGGACAGAAACAGAGAAUAGCGAUAGCAAGAGCGUUAAUUAAAAAACCCAAAAUACUGUUACUUGACGAAGCUACCAGCGCUUUGGAUGCAGAAAGUGAAUACUUAGUGCAGGAAGCGUUGCAACGCAUUCUAAAAGGAAGAACUGUGCUUACUAUUGCUCAUCGUCUUUCAACUAUUAAAAGUGCAGAUGUAAUCGCUGUGUUAGACAAAGGGCAAAUUUCAGAUAUCGGAACGUAUCAAGAAUUGAUUUCUAAAGAAGGCCCAUUCAAGAACCUUAUAAAGCAUCAAGCUGUUUCUAAUUAAGUUUUUUAUCGUUGUUAAUAUUUUGAAUAAAAUUUUUGAAUUUUGUUUAAU